Molecule: messenger RNA, 603 nt
Organism: Bacidia gigantensis
Lineage: Eukaryota; Fungi; Ascomycota; Lecanoromycetes; Lecanorales; Ramalinaceae
Exons: 2
Coding region: 1-603 (200 amino acids)
Source: RefSeq, a predicted model, not a curated record
AUGUCAGACCAUCGAGACUCUAGGCAGAAGGUCAAUUCACAGAACGCACUGAAAUGUCUCAAAUUCGCUCUCCAACCUGCUGCCAUAUUAGCUCUUGCUGGAAUUGGCGAAAAAACGUUGGAAGACCCCUUCGAUCGCCAAGAGAAGGAGGCUCUGUACGCUUUACCACUACUCUUUCCCAUCGAAUCUGGCAGCAUUUCAGAAGGGUCCUACGAGCAUAUAGCAAUCCGUAAUUACAUCAAAGACCUGCGAUCCCAGGUCGAAAAGGAGAGCGAGGCAGCGGGCUUGGGCUUGCUCGAGGAGGAACGGCGGGUGGAUAACCCCGCGCGGUCAAAGAGGCAGGCAAGCAGGGAGCCGGAUGAAGAAAACUCUGACGGAACUGGUAUUGCUGGGCCUCGCAAGCGAGUCAAAGCGACCAGGGUCGGCAGUCAAUUGAGGUCCCGGUCAGAGAAAACAGGGCCGCAGAGUAGUCGCAAAGCGAUCUGGACGGAGCCAAAACCCUCCUGCACCAAGAAAAAGCGGAUCCGACUCCGACUCGUACACAUGGUCGUCCUCCGAAGACGAUCAGGACCAAGCUGCCCGCACUCAAUGAAGACUCAAUGA